AUGGUGCUAAUCACAUCCUCUUGCUCCCUCUCCCUCUCGAGCCCUCUCCACCUCUGCUCUCGAAUCGGGUCCACCUCACGUGGCCUUGCGCUCGGGUGCUCUGCCCUAACGUGCUUCCUCAGCUCCUUGAAAUUCCCCAAAAACGGGCACCCGUCUUGCAUGCAUCCCCUGCGCUUGGCGUUGAGGCUCGACCACAGUCCACCCUUUGACCUGCCCACGGCAGAGCGGGCAGACGAGGUCCAUGGCCUUGUGGUAUUGGUCGAGGCAGUUGGAGUAGCGAGAGCUUGUACCGCACAUGUAGGGCCGGCAGCCCUUGUUGUGAGACGAGCAGAGGAGGAGAACUGCGUUGUGGGGGAAUUCCAUGCAGACAGAGCAAGUGGCGUCUUCCCAUCAGGGUUUAAUUUGUACCGCUUCAAGGGGAAAUGCCCAUCCUUGCACACGAGUAGAGAAAGGAAAAUGCCGUGCCAGGCUACUAGCCAAGUACACGAUGACUGGAGCGAGAAGUAA
Striga asiatica is the source of this 507-nucleotide messenger RNA. The record is from the annotation of a GenBank genome assembly. Lineage: Eukaryota; Viridiplantae; Streptophyta; Magnoliopsida; Lamiales; Orobanchaceae.